GGACAACCACUAAGCAUACCUUCAAGUCAGGAUGACAUGCCUUGAGUCAGGGUGAAGUGCUGGGGAUUAUCUAAUCAAUGUGUGUGGUUUAUCAGGCUGUGGGUUGAUUAGAUAUGAGUAUAAGUGAAAUUAAUCAGUAUUUGUACAAGGAAUUGAAGAAUUGUGUUGUAAAAUCAUUGACGAUGGCGAAGAAGUUAUCAUUUUUAUGGCAGAAUAACAAAUGUUAUAGAAUUGAAAGGGUGAAGUUUGGUGUUCCACUGGAGCAAGUAUGCAAGAAUGACAUCCCUGGGUCUCUGCUGGUGCUCAUCCUGAAGCUGAAUAAAGAGGGGCCCACCAAGAAGGACGUCUUUCGUGCCCCAGGCCAUCAGGGAUCCAUGAAGAAACUGAUACACUUCUUGCAGAAUGGACGGCUUGUUAACAUUGACAACUUCUCAGUGUAUACUAUUGCGUCCGUCCUUAAAAAAUUUCUCCGAAAACUCCCUGGGGGUAUUUUUGGCCGCGAUGGUGAGCAGCAGCUGUUCUCCAUCAUCCAGUACCAGGACACAGAGCUUCAGCGGGACCACAUCCACCGCCUCAUCACCUCCUUGCCCCCUGUCACCCAACACCUUCUGGUCCUUCUCUUUGGUACAUUCAGAGUAAUAGCCAUGAAUGCAAGUAGAGCACAGACAGGAAUGACUUCAGAGGCUUUAGGCGUGUCGGUUGCGCCCUCCUUCUUCCAGUCUUGUGUGGCAGAUGGAAAGACAGCACGCAUGGAAGAUGUCAUCCGCUUUAAGCACAGUGUCCAUCUCCUGCCAUGUAUUGAACAAGGUUUUACUAGAAAAAAAUCUUUAAUGGGUUACUGUGCACUUUAUAAUGUAACCUGGACUGAGGGUUGGGAUGAAAUGUGAAGUGUUGAGUCAUCAUGGAAAUAACCAGCAUGACAUUGUUUCAUCGAUAUUGCUCUUUGUUGCAAGCUAUCUUUCAGGCUAAGUUUUCCACCUCAUAUUGAACAGGCAGUAUGAUAUGAAAAUUAUAGAAGAAAUUAUAACAAAUUUAUAUUUUUUUGUCUUUUUAAUGUUGUGAGGGAGUACCUUGAGGUAGCUGCAAUUUCAGACUAUGCAUUCCUAUUUACUGUCUGACUGAUCAGACUAUCUGUUGAGAACAUCUCUUUGCAUGCAUUCAUUAUUUAUUCAUAAGAUUAAGAGUGCUUUCUGCUUAUGACAAUCACUGUAUGUAUGAGACAGAUUAAGGCACUUUUGAGACUUAUUCUCUGUUGAUGUGAUACUACAACAUUACAUCAAAAUAUCCCAUGAGCCAUGUUGACUGCAUUUCAUUUUGGUAUUACUUGCAUUCUUUACAUUUGUGGUGUACACCAUUCACAUAAUAUUGUUUGCAUAUUUUGGCUGCUGUCUGAGAAAAAGGUAUUUUUGUUUUUACCAAAUAGUUUGCAGGUUAGUGUUGUAGAUAUUGAAACAGCUAUUGAAAUAUAAAAACUCGAUAUAAAGUGAGUGGCAAGCAUCUUAAGAGUAAAAAACUGGUCUUACUAAUGAAAUGAAUAUACUCAAUAUCUCAGCAGCUAUGCAAGCUGCAUAUUCACCCCCCAUGGAAAAAAUAAAUGAUAAUAAUAAAUAGAUAAGUAAAUAAAGUUUUCAAUUAAUUGGAAACCAAUUCAUAAUGGUUUUAUCAGUAGAGCUUCGUGUAAUGAAACCAGAAAACUAAAAGCUUGUUCUGUAUCUUAAAGCACAUUAACUUUUCUUAGUAAAGACAGUUUUCUUUUAUCAUGAGAAAAAAAAAAAAAAAGAUCAUAAGAGCAGAUAAAAUUGUAGGCUUAAAGUUGUUGUAUUGACAGGCUGUCAGUGGAUGGGAGAGUGUUUACACAAUGUUAUAUUCUCAACUUACAUCCAUUUCACUCCAUUGCAUCUUGUUUGCUGCACUCCAUCCAUAUUAUUUCCCUUGUAUACUGUCUCUUUCAGACAUUUAUUUUUUUCAUGAUUUUCAUUGUUUUGUUAACAUUUUCAUUUUUGUGCUGUCACAUGUGACACUUCUGAUUGAUCCUGCAUUCCUGAUAGCACCACUGCCAUGUUGCAGAGCUUUCCACACAUUGUGCCCUGUACUGCUGUAAUUGUUUAUUCUGAUUUAUAUCAAUACUAGUGAAAUUUCUGAACAAUACUGGGAAAUAUGGCAUGUGGCAGAUGGAAGAGAACACAUGGUGACAGUAGCCUGGUGGCUUGCCCUGAGAAAUAUUUGACAGGAAGUGAUGGGUUUGUCAUCUGCAAGCCUCAGCCAUAUAGAUGAUGUUUGGCAAGCUUGUGUUAAAAUCACCACGUGUUAAGUGUGGUGGAGCUGGAGUGCAAAGUGAGCAUUGGUGACCCACAGACUUUCCUUCAACUUGACCAAACCAUUAUAAACAUUUGCUGUAUGAAAACAUUUGAACUGUAGAUCUAUCUUUUGGUGUCUGUUUGCCCAGAAACAUGAAUGUGGUGAUAAGGAAAAACAUACCGUUCAGUUCUUCAUGGUUUCACCUGGCAUUGGUGUUUUCUUUUGGUUACUUUUUAAAGUCUGCAUUUUUUAUAAUCCUCAACAUAGCAUAGCCUACAAUCUGCAAUGUACUCUGACUUGACUGUAUCACUGAUGUCCAUUGGCAGCUGUGAUCUGACCUUAGUCAUAAUUUGCCAACAUCUCGUUUUUUCUCAAGGCAUUUUGUUUCACAUAUUUAGAUGCACAGGAUUCACAUUGUCUUUUGUUGAUUGAUUGCUACCCAUAUGAAUGAAACAUAUCGGUAUUACAGUAUUUGACUAGUUAUCAUGAAUACAUAUUUUGUGUCAAAGAUGAGACUAAGGUCAUGAUUAAGGAAUAAAGGUGGGUUGUUGGGAAAAACUGUGCUGCAGUUCAAGUUACUCCAGUGUGCCCAUCUUAGUAGUGUUAUGUGUUAUUCACAUAGUUCAUUGUGAAAUUAACUUUAUAUUUUGUGUGAUGUGUAGAUAUGGACACAAAAAAAACUUACUAUACUUCUCAGUAGAAAUGCUUCGGUUGAAAGAAAAUGAUGGAAUUGUAAUGAAUAAAAGGAAAAAGAAAACAUUAAGAUCCAGAGUGUCAAGUGAAUUGUAAGCUGGCGUGUAGGGGCUUUGAAAUUUGUCGUGUAUAGUUUGUUACAGAUGUAGUUUUACAGGUGCAUGUUAUUAGAUACAUGUCCCUCACUUUCUCUUGUAAAGUAAGUGGUAAAUACUGUAUAAAUUUUAAAAAAUUAA
Portunus trituberculatus (swimming crab) is the source of this 3227-nucleotide messenger RNA. RefSeq names its product rho GTPase-activating protein 20-like (gene RhoGAP71E). The record is from RefSeq and is a predicted model, not a curated record. Gene Ontology annotation, molecular function: GTPase activator activity. Gene Ontology annotation, biological process: signal transduction. Lineage: Eukaryota; Metazoa; Arthropoda; Malacostraca; Decapoda; Portunidae. The transcript is spliced from 5 exons. Bases 114 to 887 code for a protein of 257 amino acids.